Diachasmimorpha longicaudata is the source of this 804-nucleotide messenger RNA. RefSeq lists its product as uncharacterized. Gene Ontology annotation, molecular function: catalytic activity. The transcript has a single exon. NCBI's taxonomy places the organism in Eukaryota, Metazoa, Arthropoda, Insecta, Hymenoptera, Braconidae. The coding region runs from base 1 to 804 and encodes 267 amino acids. The record is from RefSeq and is a predicted model, not a curated record.
AUGGUGGCGGUUGUCAUGAGACUUCGGGAAGCAGAAGCGGAGGACAUUGUGUUCUGCUCGGCUGACUUCCCGCAUGACUCGCCGACACCACCACCUACCAAGGAACUGCGUGAUUUGGUGAACCACUGCAGAGCCAAAAAGCUGCCACUUAUCAUAGGAUGCGACGCAAAUGCGCAGAACCUGGUGUGGGGCAGUGAAAGAUGUAAUGACAGGGGCACUGCUCUCCUGGAAUUUAUGGCCGCCAUGGACCUGGAGAUCCUAAACAGGGGCUCGAGGUCUACGUUUGUCACCUCGCGCUGUCAAUGUAUCAUUGACAUAACCAUGUGCACCCGCCGGCUGGCGGGGCGAGGCAUGGACUGGAGAGUGGACCAGGAGGACACACUCUCCGACCAUCGACGCAUUAGAUUUAGCAUUGAGGGCUGUGCCAAGCUACAGCAGGAUCGCCUGUGCAGAAACCCAAGGGCCACCGACUGGGACUCCUUUGAGAGGAACCUGGAGGAAAGGCUCAGGGUAGGACGCGUAAGGCCCUGCAGUGAAGACAGGUUGGAGGACGAGGUGGAGAAAAUCCACGUCGCCCUGACCGAGUCUUUUCAGAUGGCAUGCCCGGCUAAACGAGGCAGGCAAGGGAACAAAGUGCCUUGGUGGAGUCGAGAGCUGCACGGGCUGAGAAGCCGGUCCGGGAGACUCUGGAACCGAGCGUGCAAAUCCAAGAGAGCCGAGGACUGGACUCUGUACAGAAAUGCGCAGAGGGAGUACAAGAGGCUCAUAAUAAUCAAAGGAGCUCACCUGGAGAACAUACUGUGA